This is a messenger RNA of Rotaria sp. Silwood1, 1298 nucleotides long. NCBI's taxonomy places the organism in Eukaryota, Metazoa, Rotifera, Eurotatoria, Philodinida, Philodinidae. The record is from the annotation of a GenBank genome assembly.
AUUUUGAUUCAAAUCAACAAUAUUUCGGUUUAUCACAAGAGGCAUUAUCUGUCAAUGAACGAUCGUCGUUGAUUGCACAUGAUCAUGAUUUUAUGGAUAGUCCGAAAGAACACGAUAUCUAUUUUACAAGACAUUGUUCGAAUAAUUUAUCAACUGUUUAUCAUCCUCUUUCAAUUCCUCAACCAAAAAUUGGUGAUAAUGAUCAUCUAUUAGCACGUUUCAAUGGACUUUGGGUAGGAUAUAAAAUUUCUUUUGCAGCUACACAUCCUAUUGAAGUUGAUUCAGGUUCUUCAAUAUGUUAUGAAGGCAUUGGACAAAUUGCAAAUACAGGUUAUAUUGAUGCGCAAUUCAUACGUACAAAAAUAAUUCUAAUAUCAGACGAUGCAUUAAAAGUUACUUGUGAACCAGUCGUGGCAGUUGACACCACUACCACAAAUCAAGAUGCCAUGCUGUCCCAACGUGUCCAUCGGGUUCUACAAAAUUAUCUUCUCGUAUGGCUCGAUGCUAAUAUGGAUGAAUCAAAGAAAGAUUUUAAAAAUGCAUUGAAACGUCUCCGGCAUAUUGUAACAUCAAUUACAAUCUUUACCAAUGCCCGACAAUGCAUAGAUUUUAUUCGUGAAAUUAAUAAUGAAAAAGUAUUCAUGAUUGUAUCUGGCUCACUGGGACAACAUAUAUUACCGACAAUUCAUGAAUGGCCACAAUUAGAUUCAGUUUACGUCUUCUGUAGAAAGCAAUCCGUUCAUGAACAAUGGGCCAAGACAAUGUCAAAGGUAAAGGGUGUCCAUAAUCAUGCCAAGUUAAUUUGUGAAGCAUUACAAAUCGAUUGUGAACGAUGUGAUCAAGCAAUGAUUUCAAUGAGUUUUCGUGGUAUUGAUGUAUCGUUUAUGUACACACAAUUAUUUAAGGAAGCUUUUUUGAAAAUUGAUUAUGACGAUACUAAAUCCAUCCAAGAACUUGUUGAGUAUUGCCGUCUUCAAGAUGAUAUUCCUGAAGACGAAAUUAAAAAGAUCGAACAAAACUAUCGUGAUCAUACACCCAUUUGGUGGUAUACAGCUCCAUAUUUUAUUUAUUCGAUGCUCAAUCGAGGUCUUCGAACGCUUGAUAUCGAUAUUAUACUAAAAAUAGGCUUCUUCAUUCGACAUCUAUAUGAAGAUAUUGAAAAGCAAUAUCAUGAACAACAAUCAACAUCAGCAAGAGCAACAAGUAUAUUUGAAGUGUAUCGAGGUCAGGUAGUAUUGAUCAAGGAACAGAGUGGAACUUUGAAACAUGUUAAUGGUAUUUUUCACAACGCUUCAUAA